Molecule: messenger RNA, 4803 nt
Organism: Myodes glareolus (Bank vole)
Lineage: Eukaryota; Metazoa; Chordata; Mammalia; Rodentia; Cricetidae
Gene: Mdga2
Product: MAM domain containing glycosylphosphatidylinositol anchor 2
Biological process (GO): homophilic cell-cell adhesion; synapse organization
Cellular component (GO): neuronal cell body; axon; plasma membrane
Molecular function (GO): axon guidance receptor activity; protein binding
Source: RefSeq, a predicted model, not a curated record
UCCAGGGAUCCCGGGCAAGCAUAGGGCCCGGGGCGCUCCUCCGCCCAGCUCGGGCAUCUCUGCCGCAACUGCGGCCCGCGAGGCAGCCACGCAGCCAGGGUGCCCUCAGCGGGCAGCUGUUCCUCGGUUCUGCUCUGGAUGCCAACACUCCAGUAGCCCUGGUGGGGAAGCCCUUCUGCGGCUCCCCGGUCUAAACUCCCGCCAGUCCCGACCGCCCCCACCCCCUCCACCUGGCGGGGGCGGCGCGGAAACGAAGAGGACGCGCGGUACGGGUGGGCACGCGUGGACGGUGUGCGGAUCUGCUCUUCGCUCGGCGUCUUUCCUCUCCUACAAGUGGCGGUGCUCGGACUCUGUUCUUAGCUCCGGGGAUCGGUGCUGCAGGCAGAAGCACCCUUUUCUCUGGCGGGGCGCUCAAGGCUGUUGGGGAGAGCCGUGGCGGUGGCAGCAGCGGCUGAGGCUGGUGCCUGGCGAGCUCCAGACGGGCACUCCGCUCCCGCCUGGACCCUUUCGCCCUCCUCUCUUCUCCUCCUCUCCCUCCUCCCCAUCCCCCGUUUCCCACUCCUCCUCUUCCUCCUCCUCCUCUUCCUCUCCCCGCUCGGCGAUGCGAGUCUGUGUCGUGUAACAGGAUUGGCGUUGCAAUGGCAACUGAUGGAAUGGGGGAAGGCAAGACAGCAGGGCUGGGGGCUCCGGACUGCGGGCGGGCGAGCCGCUGCCGCCGCUUGACGCUCCUCUGGGGACCUUCGCGAGUUACUUUGUAAAGGCGAACCCGGGCAAGGGAGCCCCGCUUCGUGGCCAGGUCAGAGGCCACUUCCUGCUCCCCGGCUGUCCACCGCGGUUUGCAUUGCGCUGCGCCCCCGGGGCCCCUGCCCGCGCCUGCCGCUUGCCCGCGCCGGGAGCCAGAGCAACGCUUCCCCGAAGAACACUUGUCCUGGCAGCUCUGCUUCCCAUCACCGCCCCCUGCUCCUCCCCGGCGUCUGCGAUUUUCCCAGGCGCCCGUUGUGAGUGCGGCUUGCGUGUGAGUGCGUGUAUCGGGGUAUUGUGUAGUGGGAGUGUGUUCGCGAGUGUGCUUGUGUGUGUGUCUGUGUGUGUGUGUGCGUGCGUGUGUGUGAGUGUGUGUGUUUGCUUGUGUGUGUGGUGUGUGUGUGUGUGUGCAUGAGUGUGGGGUGUGUGAGGAUCCAGCGCUCUGCUCGCGGCCGCCGCCAGGGAAGGACAGACGGACAGAGCUUCCUUCCACCGGGAACAGUUCCUGAGAACCUCGUCUCGGCCCGGGCACAAGUGGAGCGCGCCUGACUGGCCGCUGGCCUCCGGAAGGUUCCACUGCGUCCCCCUUGGGCUGGAUAUGUUUAUGUUCACGUGAAGAUGGAUUUAGUGUACGGUCUCGUGUGGCUGCUGACAGUCCUCCUGGAGGGGAUCUCUGGCCAAGGAGUGUACGCUCCCCCGACAGUUCGGAUCGUGCACUCAGGAUUGGCCUGUAAUAUUGAGGAGGAGCGCUACUCUGAAAGGGUCUACACUAUCCGGGAAGGAGAAACUCUAGAGUUGACCUGUCUGGUAACAGGACAUCCACGUCCACAGAUCAGGUGGACCAAAACAGCAGGAAGUGCCUCUGACAGAUUCCAAGACUCCAGUGUCUUCAAUGAGACUUUGAGGAUUACAAACAUUCAGAGACACCAAGGUGGCCGCUAUUACUGUAAAGCAGAGAACGGCUUGGGGUCCCCAGCAAUAAAGUCGAUCCGAGUGGAUGUGUACUACUUGGAUGAUCCAGUAGUAACUGUUCAUCAAAGCAUAGGUGAAGCUAAAGAACAAUUUUACUAUGAGAGAACAGUGUUUCUCAGGUGUGUGGCCAAUUCUAACCCGCCUGUGCGCUACAGUUGGAGACGUGGCCAAGAGGUGUUGCUUCAAGGAUCUGACAAAGGAGUGGAAAUUUAUGAGCCCUUCUUUACCCAGGGUGAAACAAAGAUCUUAAAGCUAAAGAAUCUUCGACCUCAGGACUAUGCUAACUACAGCUGCAUUGCUUCAGUGAGGAACGUGUGUAAUAUUCCAGACAAGAUGGUAUCAUUUAGACUUUCCAAUAAAACAGCAUCCCCGUCAAUUAAGCUGUUGGUGGAUGAUCCUAUAGUCGUAAAUCCUGGAGAGGCCAUAACAUUAGUGUGUGUUACGACAGGAGGAGAGCCCACGCCCUCUCUCACUUGGGUCAGGUCCUUCGGGACUCUACCUGACAAGAUUGUUUUGAAUGGAGGGACGCUUACCAUACCUGCCAUCACCUCAGAUGAUGCUGGUACUUAUAGCUGCAUUGCCAAUAAUAAUGUGGGAAAUCCUGCAAAAAAAUCCACCAACAUCAUUGUGAGAGCCUUAAAAAAAGGACGAUUUUGGAUCACUCCUGAUCCUUAUCACAAAGAUGACAACAUCCAGAUUGGGCGUGAGGUGAAAAUAUCUUGUCAAGUAGAAGCUGUUCCUUCUGAGGAGUUAACAUUUAGUUGGUUUAAAAAUGGUCGUCCAUUAAGAAGUUCUGAGCGGAUGGUUAUUACACAGACUGACCCGGAUGUAUCCCCCGGAACAACAAAUUUGGAUAUCAUUGAUUUAAAAUUCACGGACUUUGGGACUUACACAUGCGUGGCCUCUCUGAAGGGAGGAGGAAUAUCUGAUAUCAGUAUUGACGUUAAUAUUUCCAGCAGUACAGUUCCACCCAAUCUGACUGUUCCACAGGAAAAAUCACCUUUGGUCACCAGAGAAGGAGACACAAUAGAACUUCAAUGUCAAGUAACUGGGAAACCUAAACCAAUCAUCCUUUGGUCUAGAGCGGAUAAAGAAGUCGCAAUGCCUGAUGGGACAAUGCAAAUGGAGAGUUACGAUGGGACACUGAGGAUUGUGAAUGUGUCAAGGGAAAUGUCAGGGAUGUACAAGUGUCAAACCAGCCAAUACAACGGAUUCAACGUGAAGCCAAGAGAAGCCUUGGUCCAGCUCAUCGUACAGUAUCCCCCAGCUGUGGAACCAGCAUUCUUGGAAAUUCGUCAAGGACAGGACAGAAGUGUGACCAUGAGCUGCAGGGUCCUGAGAGCUUAUCCAAUACGAGUGCUGACCUAUGAGUGGCGUUUGGGCAAUAAAUUAUUACGGACUGGUCAGUUUGACUCUCAGGAAUAUACAGAGUACCCUGUAAAAAGUCUUUCCAAUGAAAACUACGGAGUCUAUAACUGCAGCAUCAUCAAUGAAGCCGGGGCGGGGAGAUGCAGCUUUCUGGUGACAGGGAAGGCCUAUGCCCCAGAGUUCUAUUACGACACCUACAACCCUGUGUGGCAGAACCGACACCGAGUAUAUUCCUACAGUCUACAGUGGACACAAAUGAAUCCUGAUGCCGUGGAUCGAAUAGUUGCAUACCGGUUGGGUAUUCGUCAGGCUGGUCAGCAGCGUUGGUGGGAACAGGAGAUUAAAAUAAAUGGGAAUAUUCAAAAGGGAGAACUGAUUACAUAUAACUUGACUGAACUGAUUAAACCAGAGGCCUAUGAAGUCCGACUAACUCCUCUCACUAAAUUUGGUGAAGGAGAUUCAACAAUUCGUGUAAUCAAAUAUACUGCACCUGUAAAUCCUCACUUGAGAGAGUUUCACUGUGGAUUUGAAGAUGGUAAUAUUUGUUUGUUCACCCAAGAUGAUACUGAUAAUUUUGACUGGACAAAACAAAGUACUGCGACAAGAAAUACAAAAUACACUCCUAACACGGGGCCCAAUGCAGAUCGCAGUGGUUCCAAAGAAGGUUUUUAUAUGUACAUUGAGACAUCACGACCCAGACUAGAAGGUGAAAAGGCUCGACUUCUCAGCCCUGUAUUCAGCAUAGCUCCCAAAAAUCCAUAUGGACCCACAAACACUGCGUAUUGUUUCAGUUUCUUCUACCACAUGUAUGGGCAACAUAUAGGUGUUUUAAAUGUCUAUCUACGUUUGAAAGGGCAGACAACAAUAGAGAAUCCUCUAUGGUCUUCAAGUGGGAAUAAAGGACAACGGUGGAAUGAGGCUCAUGUUAAUAUAUAUCCAAUUACUUCAUUUCAGCUAAUUUUUGAAGGCAUUCGAGGUCCUGGGAUAGAAGGUGACAUCGCUAUUGACGAUGUAUCAAUAGCUGAAGGAGAAUGUGCAAAACAGGACCUAACAACUAAGAAUUCCGUGGAUGGUGCUGUUGGGAUCUUAGUGCACCUAUGGCUUUUCCCCGUCAUCAUCCUCAUCUCUAUCCUAAGUCCUCGAAGGUGACCUUAUCUUGGCAGAGGCUAUCAAUGAUUCACCAGGCACUGGCAUGAAGAAAGAGUCUUUGUAAAUGGACACAGAAAAACAAACAAACAAACAAACAAACUACCAAAGAUUCCUCCACUGACUACUGACUCAAAAAUUAAUAAUAAAAACAGCAUUUUUUAAGCACUGGGGAUAAAAAGACAUCAUGGAAAUAUAACUUAUUCCAAACUACAUAGAGAAGAUAAUCCUGGCCUGGGUACGGAAGAGACCUUCAGGUGCUUUUGUGGCUACAACGAUUACAGCUUCAUCUGGUUGAACUCUGGAAAAAGAAAAAAAAAAAGAAAGAGAAAGAAGAAGAAGAAGAAGAAGAAGAAGAAGAAGAAGAAGAAGAAGAAAUAAAGAGCUACAGAAAUCCUCGUCAAAGCACAAAGUCAUGGCUGGUUUUGUUUCAAAUGAAUAGUUUGCUUGUUACCAUGGAAACCUAAUGGCCUGCCAACAAAAACCUCACUGUAAACAGGGUACGUGGAGAGCUGGCAUUUAUUUUCCUUUCAAGAAGGUUUUAUGUAGAGAAUUAAAUAAAUGUAGGCCCUUUUA